UCACUUUCCUCGUUCCAUCUCCCUUACCUGACUGCUGUCUAUGUUUGAUGGCUGCACUUUAUCUUAUGCCUGAAUAAAUGGGACAAGCUUUCGCAACCCUGGUGGUUUGCCUCUCCAAAUAAAUCCCACACACAUUUUACAACAUUUGCCCAUACCAUCAAUCCUACUAAUGUUUUCUCGUAUCCUUAGUUUUGGGUUUGUUAUUAGUUAUUGUGCUUGCAAGCUGAGAAAAACUUGAGCAAAAUUCAACAAAGAUCAGCUGUUCUGGAUAUGUGAAUUUGCAGACCAAGAUGGUAUCUUUCAGUGGGUUAGGUCUUGGUUUAAGCCUGGUCUUCGGUUGCUUUCUUUUAGCCCUUGUUGCAGAGCUAUUCUACUUGCUAUGGUGGAAGAAAAGAGUCACCAACAGAAAAGUUGAAGAAGAGGAUGAUUAUAGCAGCAGCUAUGCUAAGGAGUUCUUUCAUCUUAUUUGCUGGAAGAAAGCCUCCUCUUUAAGAAGCAACAUUACUCAAGAUGGUGUGAGAGAGCCAGAAGGCCCUCGCCAAGAACCAGACCUGGAACUAGGCACAAACAAAGAUUUGCUUAUAAAAACACUUGGUGAAGAAAGUGUGGAAUCUGAGAUCAUGAGGCUGCACAAUCUCUGUGGUCCACCACGAUUUCUCUUCACCAUAAAAGAGGAAACGAAGGAGGAUUUGGAGUCGGAUGAUGGGAAGACUAGAGGUGGUAGGAGCAGAGAAGGAUCGAGGACAAGAAGCUUGAGUGAUAUUAUGGUGACUAUUGACACCCCAUCAUUCCAUACUCCUUUGGCUUCUCCACGUUUUAAAUCCCCUCCCUUCAAUGUUUUUGAUUCUUAUCAUCACCAUGGAUUCAAUCCACUCUUUGAAUCAUCAGUGGAAGCAGAGCUUAGCCGGUUGAGAUCUUCCCCGCCUCCAAAAUUCAAGUUCUUGAGGGACGCAGAGGAAAAACUGUUUAGAAGGUUAAUAGAAGAGGCUGAAAGAAGGGCAUCUAAGAAUUGUGUUCCUGUUCAAGAUUUAUCAGAGAUUAAAGGACCCGAUUCAACCAUGAUAACAGAAGAGAGAGAAGGGUCUUUUUUAGGCUUUAAUGUUGACAAGAACAAAGAAAGUGAACUUCUAUAUCAUCUACCACAGAAUCAUUCAAGCUCUUCUCAGGUACUCCCACUGGCUUCUUCCCCUACAACAUUCAGACCCCUAGACAAGAUGCCCAUUAUGCAUUAAUUUAAUUUCUUUAAAUUGACAUGAAAUGAGGCUUAGUUAUUGUUUUUUUAGUACUUGCCAGUUUUCUUUUCAAAGUGCAUAUCUGUGUACAAAUAUUUUUUGUGUUCAUAUUUCAUUUGGAUUGUCCACAAA
Molecule: messenger RNA, 1364 nt
Organism: Populus trichocarpa (black cottonwood)
Lineage: Eukaryota; Viridiplantae; Streptophyta; Magnoliopsida; Malpighiales; Salicaceae
Exons: 2
Coding region: 291-1232 (313 amino acids)
Source: RefSeq, a predicted model, not a curated record